Anopheles funestus (African malaria mosquito) is the source of this 3514-nucleotide messenger RNA. RefSeq lists its product as uncharacterized. The record is from RefSeq and is a predicted model, not a curated record. Bases 570 to 2750 code for a protein of 726 amino acids. Gene Ontology annotation, biological process: negative regulation of Notch signaling pathway; positive regulation of neuron differentiation. The transcript is spliced from 3 exons. Gene Ontology annotation, molecular function: transcription corepressor activity; DNA binding. Gene Ontology annotation, cellular component: nucleus. Lineage: Eukaryota; Metazoa; Arthropoda; Insecta; Diptera; Culicidae.
UGUAGGCACAUGAAAAUACACAGAAAACAUGACAAGGAUUGAGAUUCGUGAGGACAUUGGGAAAAAAAGUUCAGGUAAUUUAUGUUUCCAAUAGGGUCCCAGAGACCACCGUUGGUCCUGAUUCUAACACAAGGAAAGGAUUCCGGUUGCUGUACCUGAAUACCUGGAACGCUCGUCCUGUACAUUAAAAAUUCCUGUAUAAUUCUUACUGCAUUUGCUUUUGCACGAAAACCGAAAGGGAAAGAGAAUUGCAGACCCCUCCUAUGUUCAUUUUCUACCCUUCGCUUUACAACGUAUUUUCUUUCUACCUGUACCAAUCUCACCCCAACCAAUUCCUGUAGGAUUCCAACUGAGAUUUUUUUUGUUUAGCAGCCCUGCAUGAUCAUAUGUUACCCUGCAAGGACAUUUGAGAAAAAGAGCGAUAGAGACAACAGUAUGCAUCUGUCUCUAACAUAGCCCAGUAUCAAGGCUUUAUGGGAAUAAAAGCAAAGUUCUGAUGAACGUACAUAUUAUUCUCAGUUUGACUGGCUUGAAGUGUGAAAUACCGGGAACUGACUCGUGCUUUAGACAUGGAAAACCAUCAUUCUGGCAUCAAAUCGAGGUUGAAUCAAAAUUUCAACACACCAUCCGGUAAUACAGUGUCAUUUUAUCCGAAAACCAGUGAUCCUUACAGUGCAACAGAAUCGGGAUGGCAAACUGCGGCAAACACAUCUAAUCAAUCGUUGGAACUAUCGAACGCUUCAUGCAACGUUGAGAUGGAACAAUCAAAAGGCGUCAGUACGUGUUCCAAUGUGGCACAGCAAAAUACCGGGAGUUUUGUAGAAUCCGUUGAUUCAAGUGGUACGAUCGUCACAUCCAGCUGUGUUUCAGCGGAAAGCCGAGUCGCAUCAACAUACCACCAUUCGCAGACACAAUCAGUCUCCCUGGUUAAAAACACGGAAAAGUUUAAACGUACAGAAUCUGCCGUCCCAGGUUCAGGAUCGGCCUGUUGGGCUCUAAUCGAAUGGGAAACUUCAAACGAGGAACCGAGUUCGUACACGGUGAUAGACUCAUCGCAGAUUGUGGAAAUUUCACGUGAAAACAAUCGCUCAGACGAGGAGAAUCGACGGCGGAUGAGAGAUUCGGGUUUAUACACCGGAAAAUUAAUUCACGUGCUACGGGGCAGAUACAUUAUGCCGGCAACGAUCGUGAUCAUAUCAGAGGACAGAAAGUUUCUCGAAACGGAGCUGCAUGAGUUACGAAUGAUGGCAGCCAACAAUUUAAUUGCUAAAUCAGUCACCCCGACACAGACUUAUCGAGAGCAGCGGAUGCUACAGCCGUACGGCAGACCUUCUCAAAGUGGCGCAAUGCAAACGAAGCAGAACACAACUCCAACUUCACCGGAAAAUACGAACAGCUCUAAACGCCCGCGUUGCGAUUCUGGUUCAUCUAGUUCGAUCAAGGAAAUUGAAUCUAAGGUCUCAUCUGCGUCCGCUCAGGAAUCUGUAAAGGAAGAAGACUUUUCCUACCAGAAGGCAUUACCGCCGCUUAGAUCGAUGGUGGCACGCUUCAAUAGGAACGAUCCUGCACCUAAACAAGCACCUCCGAUGACCUUUGAUCAGCAAACACAAACCACCGGCUUAUCAUCCGACGUGACUGCAUCGAACGACGCGAACUUCGUACGUAUUAUGUCUUACCUCGAAAGCAUCAUGGCGGAGCAAAAAGGAUAUCGGAUGGAGAGCGAAUACAAUCGGAGACUAUUGCACGAACUGCAAGAGAACAUUUGCCACCAACAUGAAACGCUACGGAACGUUCAAAAGCAAGUAACUGCAAUGAAACAAACCAACCCAACGGAGAAUCCCGAAUGGCAAUCGAAACAGUCAUCCACGUCUGAUUUAAUGGUUGCGGAGAUUGUAGGAGGAUAUUCACCGGAACCUGGAGUGGGUACGAAUACCAUGCUAAUAGAUUCCUAUGAGACCACCAGCAAGGAUCACAUCGUGCUGAACCAUGUAACUGACUCCAACAUAAAAUGGGAAACAGAACAAGAACAGCAAGGCUGCAACAGUAACCAGAGAUCCAACACAAACAAUCAGAUCGAUGAUCUCGCCACCAGAAACAGCACCACCAUACACUUCAUGGACAAAUCGACGAAAGUAUCCUCCGAAGCUUCCAUGUUUAUUGAGCUCAAAAAUCAAGAUGAAACCGUUGGCUUGAGUAAGGACCAAUCUCGCUCAAAUUCUGCAACGACGGUGCAGGAAUUGAUAAACAACGAUUGGGAUGAUUCCAUGCAGGAAACUGAAAGUAACAACAACCAGAAGAAAACUGUCCCCAACACAACGAUGGUAGCAAUCGGUAGCAACAACACAAUGGUGUCUAAAGCCGUGCUCGAGAAUAUCAGGUGGGUGAGCUACAAGUUUGCCACGCGAAAGGUGCUGCAGGCAGUGUUUUCACGGGAAGUUUUGGCAACGCACUCGCUCAGCGGAAGACCCUGUCCGGUGCACGCAUCGGACGUGGAAAAACCGGUCAAGUGUCGGCUUGAUCCGAAAAUGGUGGCUGAUGUUAUAGAGCUAAUUAGGAAACGGUUUAAUGUAGAUGAAAGCCAUGUGCGGGCAGUGAUUACGAACAAAUGUGCGGAUGAGAACAAAAUGUUACGGAAAAAUAAUGGGACUGUAACACAAUCGGGUAAAACUAAACCCGGCGUGACCAGGACAAGAAAGACGCGUGAUAAGGAAAACGUUUCUUCGGUACAAACGGAAAUUUGUUUGAAUUAAGCUGUUCUCUUUCAAAAGGAUAAAUAUUUAUAUAAACUAACUCACCUGUUAUAAUAAAAGAGAUUUCCCACAUGGCAUCUGCAUAUUGCACAUAAUAAAAUUUGAUUCAAACUAUUUCUUCGAGGCCGAUAUCUGUUUGAUUAUUAUAAUCUGCAACAAAGAAAUAUGGUUAUAUUAAAUAUGGAAAUAUGGUAUGGUGUCAAUUCCCGGAAAUUGAACACCUUUGGGGGUUGUUUUCUAUAGGUCAUUGGUCACGUCUUGGAUUAUGUUGAACACUUUCUUAGCCGUCUGCAGUUUAGGGUCUUAUUAAUGGAUUGAAGAUGCAGAGACUUCGGUUUUUGUAGAUACAUUCGACUGUGUACGACGAGCAGCAAGGGAGAAGCCUCAGUAAAGCUGUCUCAAUUAUCGACGCUGUGUGCAAGUUGUGAAUUCUCGCUCUUCUUGGCUUUAACGACCUUACAACAGGUUACGCCGGCCAUUUCUGGCUUACUAGACUUCUUUUUACCAGAUAGCCGGAUAGUCAGUCCUUGCUACGGGGGUCGGUCCAGAUGGGAUUUGAACCCGGUCCGGCCGUAUGGACUGGCGCCGUUUAUCACAUGCACCACCCGCCGCCCCGAAGUUGUGAAUUAGACACAUUAUUGGAUAGCCCACUAAAGACACUAAAGUCGUACGUAACUAUGAAUAAGUGAAAGAUCCUACCCGUUAAGUUAUAUUGGACCGUCUUCUAGCACAGAGAUACCCUAGACUGAGAUGAUCUGAUAACG